Molecule: messenger RNA, 1995 nt
Organism: Paramecium pentaurelia
Lineage: Eukaryota; Ciliophora; Oligohymenophorea; Peniculida; Parameciidae
Source: the annotation of a GenBank genome assembly
AUGAGAAAGCAAUUCUCAUUCAAGCCCCUAUCAACUCAUAACGAUAAUUAAAAUUUAUAAACAAAAUCAGACUCAAUAGGUAGAUUUCGCUCUAUAAUCCCUAUUCGUAAAAUAUAAGCCACCUGCUAAUUUCUAAAAAUGAAACAAGAUUUAGAACUUGAAUUUCCACAAAUCCCAAUACAAUUCAAGAAUCAAAUUCCAAAAACGAAAAUCUUUACAACAAAACCUCAUUUCAAUACUCAUUUCCCUAUCAAAGAAGAUCUAAGUUAAUUUUCAAAAAAGAUCUAAUAAACAAUCAAAACAAGCUUUAAGAAAUGUUUAUAUUAGAAUAAAUCAAAUAAAGUAAUUUAUUCAAAUGAACUUUCUACUGUCCUUUAUUUCAAUGUAACUGUUACAUAUGAAGAAUAAGAAACAUUUUAUUAAUUUAUUCGCCGUUUGGGAAAUAUAGAAAAAACCUAAUAGGAUAGUAGUAAAUAAUUUAAAGCGAAAAAUCUUCUAAAAAUUGUAGGAGUUUUUGAAAAAUAUGAUACAAGACAGAUUUUCACUUUUAAGGUAUUUAUGCUAUGAUUUAAGAUUAGAAGUUUUUAUAAAAUGUAUUUACAAAAUUAAAUUGAAUGGAACUAUCAACAUUUUUAUGAUCUUUAUCCAAAUUCAUAGUUUGUAGAUAAUAUUUGUGAUAAAAAGAAUAAAUUAAUCUCUCGAUUAACAUUCUAAUUUGAUUAAAAAAAUGAAUUAUUUAAAUUACACUAAUAAUUUUGUGGAAUUUUAAGUUUAGAAAUAAUAAAUAAUUAACAAUUAAACUUUAUAAUUGAAAAUGACUAUGAAGAUGAUCAAAAUCAAACUUGUAUUAAAUUAAUUUAAUGCAAUAAGAAAAUUAAACUAUUUAAAUCUCAUCUUUAAUGUAUAGUAAAUAGAUUAGAUAAUGAGACAUAAAAUAAUUUACUUACUGAAUAGGAAGAGCACUCUUUUACACUUUCAUAUUAAAAUCCUUAACAUUUUAUUCGACAUUUGUAAUUCAAAGUUCCAGAUUAAAAUAGUAUUGCAAUUAGAUUUUAUAAUAAUUAUUAUGAAAUAUUAAAUGGUAUAUUUGAGGAUACUCAUGAAAUAUUAAAUUUAUAAGAUAAUAUUACAAUGCUUGAAUUUGAAGAACCUUAAGAAAAUCAUAAGACUACUAAAAUGCUCUAAUCAGUAUAAUAAUAAUAAAUUCAACCAAAAAAAUUGAAUUUUGAAUCAAUAAUGAAAAAAUCUAAACAUCAACCUUCUAUUACAUAAGAAAUAUCACCAAGAAGUGAUCAUUCUUAGAUAAGUUCUAUGAGAACUCCUAGAGAAGGUUAAUUAUUACCAGUUUUAAUGAAACCUUAACUUGAAAAUAAUAAAAUUAAAUUAAGAACUAGUCCUCCAUCUUAUGAUGACAAUAUUAGCAAUUCUAAUAAUAAUCAACAAUAUUCUACUCAUCAUUCCAAAACCGUUUCGUAAACAGACAUGGUCUCUAUUAAUACACCAAGAUCAUAAAGAACUUCUUUAGCUAUUAAUUUAUCUCUUAGAACAUCAAUGACUAAAAAUUCCCUUAAAACUAGAACAUUAGUAGUGGAACAAUUUAAGAAGUCAUAAUAAAAAGCAAAUCAAUUAGCUGGAUUAUUAAUUUAAGAAAAUAAAUACAAUGAAGUAUAAUUUAAAUUAAUUAUUAUUAGCUUGUUGAAUUAUUUAAUAAUAAUCCUAAUUUAAGAAUAGAUGAAAGAAUAUCUAAUGGAAAUACUUAUUUAAUGUUAGCUGCUUAAGGAGGCAAUUUAGACAUCUGUGAAUUAAUUCUGUCUAAAGGAGCCUCUGUAAAUUUAUAAAAUGUAUUAUUAUCAAUAGUAAUUAUUAAAGUUACAAGGAGACACUGCUCUACAUAAGGCUUUCCAAUAUGGCAAUUUCAGUGUUGCUGAUCUUUUAGUAUCUUAUGGAGCAUAAGUAAUGGUAAAUUACAAAGGUAAGACUCCUUGGUAAUUGUGA